CUGAAAGACUACAAGGUCCAGCCGGCAGCUCGCGCGUCUCCGCCGACCAGCCUAGGUCUGGAAAACCCGGUUCUGCUGUCGAGACCCGCACCCAGGAGCCUUCGCAGGGUAAGAUGGCUGCGCUGGGAGCCGAAGCGGAGGUGAAAGAGUGCUAGGGCCGUAUGGCCCUAUCCAACAAACGUAUUGGCUUUUCUUAUCGUGGCUAUGGGUACCUUUGUCCUGGCGCAACCUUAGCAUUUCGCAGUUUUGAUCUGGAACCUCCCGGAGGACAGCAGAGUAAGCGUUUCCUUUGCGAUACGACGGAGGCACGGGGUCGCUCAAGCAGGCUCCUCAGCCCCGACAAGUGCGACGCUGAACACUCAAUGCCUGUGGGCACGGGGAGGCGUGGCCUCCCCCUGGGCCGCCACCUCUACUGGUUGCUCUGUGCGUUCACUUUAAAGCUCUGCCAAGCGGAGGCUCCGGUGCGGGAGGAGAAGCUGUCAGUGAGCACCUCAAAUUUGCCGUGCUGGCUGGUGGAAGAGUUUGUGGUGGCAGAAGAGUGUUCUCCAUGCUCUAAUUUCCAGGCUAAAGCCACUUCUGAAUGUGGUUCCACAGGAUAUGUGGAGAAAAUCACUUGCAGCUUAUCUAAGAGGAGUGAGUUCAAAAGCUGCCGCUCAGCUCUGAUGGAACAACACUUAUUCUGGAAAUUUGAAGGGGCUGUUGUUGGUGUAGCCUUGGUCUUCGCUUGCCUUGUCAUUGUUCGUCAGCGACAGCUGGACAGAAGGGCUCUGGAAAAGGUCCGGAAGCAAAUCGAAUCCAUAUAGCUAUCUUCCACCCUUUUAUAUGGGUCUUAAAGACCCUACAUCAGACAGAAAGUGGAAUGGACUGACUUGUGCCCUGGUAUUUUGGGGGUAAAAAAACCCCCCACAAAAACCCUUUCUUCUAUCAUCCUAAUCUAGAUCAUUAAUGAGCAGAAUAAAAAGAGUAAAAUAGAGUAUAAAAUACUUUCCUA
Messenger RNA from Pteronotus mesoamericanus, 991 nucleotides. RefSeq names its product jumping translocation breakpoint (gene JTB). Gene Ontology annotation, cellular component: spindle; membrane; centrosome. The transcript is spliced from 5 exons. The record is from RefSeq and is a predicted model, not a curated record. Bases 162 to 803 code for a protein of 213 amino acids. Lineage: Eukaryota; Metazoa; Chordata; Mammalia; Chiroptera; Mormoopidae. Gene Ontology annotation, biological process: mitotic cytokinesis.